Messenger RNA from Liolophura sinensis, 474 nucleotides. Its product is annotated as intermediate filament protein A-like. Lineage: Eukaryota; Metazoa; Mollusca; Polyplacophora; Chitonida; Chitonidae. The transcript is spliced from 6 exons. Gene Ontology annotation, biological process: nuclear migration; protein localization to nuclear envelope; nuclear pore localization. Gene Ontology annotation, cellular component: nuclear lamina; nuclear envelope. Gene Ontology annotation, molecular function: structural constituent of cytoskeleton. The record is from RefSeq and is a predicted model, not a curated record. The coding region runs from base 1 to 474 and encodes 157 amino acids.
AUGAGGAUAUUGGGACUAAACCUCAAGGAUGUGGUGAAGCUGUCAUUGGGUCAAGGAGACUCUGCGAGAAACCCACUGACUUCCGGACCUGUAAACGUCGGAGAGGCCACCGGAAGAGUCACGGUUCAAAGGUCAUCUCGUGGUCCAGUCGGAUUCUCCGAGACUGCGCCCGACGGACGAUAUGUUGUUGUCGAGAACACUGGCUCCUUGAAGACCGGAAAGGUCAUGCAAUUGACAGGGUGGAAAGUAAGACGUAUUAUGGCCGAUAACUCUCAGCUGGAGUAUACGUUUGAUGAAUGCGAGUUACCUCCCGGUGGAUCCGUCAAGAUCUGGGCUCGGGACGGUAGGGCAAAGAGAGGACCCAAGGACAAGUGCACCAACUUCGACAACUGGGGGGUUGGGAACAACACUACCUACCUGUACGAUACGGACGGAGGGGAAAAGGCAACCAUUGUGCAAAAGUUCGUCAUGUAA